This is a messenger RNA of Trematomus bernacchii (emerald rockcod), 1160 nucleotides long. Its product is annotated as nuclear GTPase SLIP-GC-like. Gene Ontology annotation, molecular function: GTPase activity. NCBI's taxonomy places the organism in Eukaryota, Metazoa, Chordata, Actinopteri, Perciformes, Nototheniidae. The transcript has 7 exons. The coding region runs from base 74 to 469 and encodes 131 amino acids. The record is from RefSeq and is a predicted model, not a curated record.
GAAGGGUCUUCUCCAGCACGUCACACUUGUGGAUCUUCCUGGAAACCGGGACCGUAACAAGACCAGAGACACAAUGUGGAAAAAGGUUGUUGGAAGUUGUUCUACUGUGUGGAUUGUGGCUGAGAUCAAUCGAGCAGCUUCUGAAAAAGAAUCCUGGGAGAUCCUGGAAGAAUCCUGCAGCCUCAUGGGAAAUGGUCGAGAGUGUCAGCAGAUUCAUUUGAUCUGCACCAAGUCUGAUAGUCUUGGAGGUUCAGAUGAUCAGUCAGCAGCUGAUGUUCGUGCUCUGAUACUAAAACAAAACGAGCAAGCCAAGAUAGACGUGAAGGCAGAAUUCAGCAAACUAAAAGACGUUAAGGAAUUCCUGCAAGAUCUCAACGACUGGCAGACAUGGAACUAUGUGUCUGGAGCUCUGGGGGUUCUCUCUCUGAUUCAGGCAGCCAGCAGCAGAGAGAGAGGAACAUCAAGCUGACAUAAAGACGGCUGUGUCCAUAGGACUUGAAGAGAAGCUGAGUCAUGAACUUGAUCAAGUCAGGGAACCCAUGGACCCUUAUGGCUUUUGAAAGAUGUCUCAGUGGGGGGGUUAAAACAUCAAAGAGUUCAUGUGAAGAAGUCUUAAAGUCGGUCCUUUAUCCUACAAAGAAAGGUGGUGCACUUCACAGGUCACUGAAGUGUGGAGUUGAGAAUGGUGGCAUCCACAAACCAAGAGAAGGGGAAUGAAGAAACAUCAACAUGAAGCUAACUUCAUGUUUGACUGACAGCAUUGAGGAGGAAUUGAAGAAGACCUUCCCAAAUGAAGGAGAAAGAGAACCAUUCAACGGGGUCAUCAAUACAUUUCCACUUGGCACAGAGGAGGAGAUGAGGAAGAAGGAGUGCGGAAAUGUCAAACUGCAGCUGACAUUUCUCAAGAGGUCAAAGACCCUAUUCAUUAGUCCAUGAUCAAACAUGUUUGUCCAGGCCAGGGAGACUGUAGUGGAAGGGUGAUCAAUAGAAUACAUAUUGAUCAGUCAGCAUAUUCAUAUACAUUGUACUGGAAUAACUCAAUAUGAGCUGGAGAUGGCUUUGAAGAAUGACCUGCAGCUGUAAAGCGGACCCUGUCCCAGUUCAUGAGGAAACUCUCAAGAUGACAAUAGAAUAUUCUGAUAUUGGGCAAAGUGCACCCC